Eimeria mitis is the source of this 2619-nucleotide messenger RNA. Its product is annotated as protein phosphatase 2C, putative. The record is from RefSeq and is a predicted model, not a curated record. Gene Ontology annotation, molecular function: protein serine/threonine phosphatase activity; cation binding. NCBI's taxonomy places the organism in Eukaryota, Apicomplexa, Conoidasida, Eucoccidiorida, Eimeriidae. The coding region runs from base 1 to 2619 and encodes 872 amino acids. Gene Ontology annotation, biological process: protein dephosphorylation. The transcript has 7 exons.
AUGGGCACUUAUCUCUCCAGCCCCCUCUCGGGGAAGGAGGUGGCCUCCGGGGCCUGCGAGUCUAUGGGCCUCCGCUGGGGUGUAUGCAGCAUGCAGGGCUGGCGCGUCUCUAUGGAGGACGCCCACUUGGUCUUGUAUGCCAAGCGAGUAGGAAACGCUUCAACAGCAAAUGCAUCGGGGGCCCCUUCUUACAGCUCCCCGCGAGAGGGGGGGCCCCCUUCGGACGCAGCGGUGGUUCAGCAGCAGCACCGGCAGCAGAAGGACGAUCUAAGCCCUCAUGGGCCCCGAUUGUCUGCAGUAGGGAUGCAUCAGCAGCUGCUUUCUCAGCUGCUGCUGGGAUCGGGAUCGGGUUUAGGACCUCAGCGCGGCACAGACGGGUGUUAUGUCUUCCUGCCGGCGGAAGUGGAAAUGCAAAAGGAUGACGUGGUGGCUGCUGCUGCCCCAGCAGCAGGAGGAGCAGCAGAAGAUGGGGGCGAUGGAGCCGACAUGGAGGCAGCGGAGCCCGCAGAAGGUGACGCUGCAGCAACACCCAGCAGCAAAAAGACAAAUAGAGUUGGGAGGGCUGUGCGACGCCAGUUCACGCUGAGACGUCGGGGCACGUCUACGGCCAGCGAAACUGAUGCAGCCGAGACGGCAGGUGCUGCUGCUGCUGCUGGCAUUGCCGGUGCUGCUGCUGCUGCUCCGACGGCAGCUGCUGCUGCAGGCUUUUCCCCCGCUUCCCAGGUUCGGGGGGCCCCUUCCGGGACGGAGGCCCCUGGGGGCCCCUUUGCCGCGGGGCCCGUCGCUUCCUCUGGCCAGACAGUGCAGCAUGCGGACUUGUGCAUAUUUGCAGUCUUCGAUGGCCAUGGGGGUGCCCACGUAUCUAGGUUUGCUGCUGCACACAUGAGGCCGCUGCUGGAGUCUUUGUCUUCUUUCCACCGGGGGGACCUCAGCACCGCGCUGCGAAGCGCUUACUUACGUAUAGAUGAUUUGCUGCGGGAGGAGAGCAGCCAAGACGACCUGAUGUACCUCACGUCUCAUUCGCCUCUCCAGCUGCUGCAGCACAAGCAGCAGCUCCAGCAAGAACAGCUGCAACAGCAGCAGCAGCAUGAACACAACGGCAAUGUCGCAAACGCAACUGCAGCACCCACACAGCACAAAGGACUCAGAUCCACUCUCUCGAACCUGGGGCAGCACUUCGGUGUAAAGUCCCAACAGCAACAGCAGCAGCAGCAGCAGGCUGCAGCAGGGCAAGGAAACCGAGCAGGCAUGAGCAGCAGCAGUGUGGGGGAGACGCCCAGCAGGCAACACACGGGGGCUUUUGCUUCGCGGGGCAGCGAAGAAGAGAUGCAACGCAGACAGCUGCGGAGCCAAGCAGAAGACUCGCUGGAUACAUUCAACAUCCGGGCCACAGCAGCAGCAACAGCAGCAGCAGCAAAUGCGGCAGCAACAGAAAGGAGCACAGAGCGCAGCGGAGCCGCUGCUAUCCUUGCUGCCUACGCAGCAAAUAGCCCCAACGCCUCACCAACACACCACAGCAGCUUGUCUUUCUCCCGUGAUCUCGAUAGCCGAGCAGCAGCUGCAGCAGGACCAGCAGCAGCAGCAGCAGUAGCCGCAUCGGACCCCCCCGCUCCUGCUUCUGAUGAGGAGGUGGCUGCUGCAUCAGCAACAGCAGCCACAACAGCAGCAGCAGCAGCAGCAGUGGUGGGGCAGCCAGAGGAGACAGUGGCUACCAAGAAAGGCAGGAAGCUGAGCUUCUCAGGACUUGUUGACGUCGUCACCCGCUCUGUGGGCCUCGGCAGGUUCUUCGGCCGCAACAACGGCAGCAGCAGCACCAGCAGGUCCCUCGCCAGCACUGCUGGCAGUACAGCUCUUACAGUGUGUGUUACACCUACGCGGCUUAUUGUGGCGAAUGUGGGGGACUCUCGCUGUGUGCUUUGCCGGGGGCGAGAGAUCGUCGAGCUGUCGCAGGACCACAAGCCGCAGCUAGCGGAGGAGCGGAUCCGGAUAUACGCGGCUGGGGGGUUCCUGGAGAUGGGGCGUGUGAAUGGGAAUUUGAAUUUGUCGCGGGCACUGGGUGACCUGGUGUAUAAGGCAGACGACACUCUGCCUCCAGAGAAACAAAUUCUCUCCGGCUGUCCAGACAUCGUGACAGUCAACAGAGACCCUGAGAAGGAUGAGUUUCUUGUAAUCGGUUGUGAUGGUAUUUGGGAAUUGUUGUCGUCUGCUGAGGUGGUGGAAUUCGUGAGACGGCGAAUUGAGCACACUCCGGACUUGUGUCAAAUUCUGAAGGAGUUGUUUGAUUCGUUGAUAUCCCCCAACCCAGCUCUCUUUGAGUAUGGUUGCGACAACAUGACGGCAUUUAUAGUGGACCUGAAGGCAGAGAAACGGAGGCAGUCUGCUGCUGCUGCUGCUGCUUCUGCUGCUGCCUCAGAUACAGGGCUGCAUCCGUCCCAGGAGCAGCAGGACGCGAGGCACUUCAGCAAGACUAGCAGCACAGAGAGCCUCUCCGGCUCCGUCUAUGGAGAUGGAGACCUCAAACAGACAAACCACAGCAGAUUCGCACAAGGAGCGCACCAGCAGCAGCAGCAGCAGCAACAGGAGGGACACCAAGACGAGGAGAGAAACCAGAGGCAGUAG